Phycomyces blakesleeanus NRRL 1555(-) is the source of this 1257-nucleotide messenger RNA. RefSeq lists its product as hypothetical. The coding region runs from base 1 to 1257 and encodes 418 amino acids. NCBI's taxonomy places the organism in Eukaryota, Fungi, Mucoromycota, Mucoromycetes, Mucorales, Phycomycetaceae. Gene Ontology annotation, molecular function: protein binding. The transcript has 3 exons. The record is from RefSeq and is a predicted model, not a curated record.
AUGGCUACUCGAUUACUUCGCUCAAUCUCAUUGAUCCCCAAACAAUCAAUCAUAAGCCGUGCCCAAGUAAGGGCUGGCUCAAGGUUGCCUAUUCAAUCAACCCAUUUUGUGAAUUUCCAAAAGCAAACAUUUGCUACUGCGCGUCCACCGUCAUCGACGAAUGGAGAACGCACGAUUAACAUUCCUCGCAUACCUCUUCUUCUUAUUGGUAUCGGAUUUGCCUGCCUUGGUGUAGGGCUCUACGAGUACUUUACAUCUGAUAUCCAAAAAUAUCCUCCUCCUAUCCGCCAGGCCUUGCGAAAGGCACUUUAUUUCUCCCAAGAUGACCGGGACACAAAGCUCGCCCUUCAAUACUUUCGUCAGGCUCUCGAACUGGGUAUCGAGUCACCUGAAAUGGAAAGAGAUGGUGCCCCAUUGACGGGUAUUAUGAUACAGCUGGGAGUUCUUCUUGAAACACUCGGGCGACUCCCUGAAGCAAGACAGACCCUCACUCUGGCACUUCGUCAUCUAGUUGGAUUUGAGAAUGAUAGAGAAUCUGUCAAAGAUAAAAGACCUGACAGUGAUGUAUUUAAUGUCGAUUUGUCUUCACUUCCUACCCAAACACAAAAAAAAAUCGUUGGAAUUGCUCAGAAGCUUGGCGACAUUGCAGCAAAGUGUCGCUUGGAUGACGAAGCUGAAAAGUGGUACACCUGGUCGGUAGAACAUCUCUUGAGAAUAUCAUCACGUCCCAAAUCAGAAUACAAUGAUACCGAAGAGGUUAUCUUUGACAAGGAUCACAUGCCAGCAUGGUUAACUAAGGCCGAGCUUGGUGGAGCGCUGGAAGCUUUGGGAACUUUCUAUGCCACUCAUGGAAACUACGUGUUUGCUAUACAGCUUUAUUUACAGGCAUUGAAUAUGGCUGGACUCAAGACAUGUCACACUUCGGUCUUGAUGAACAACCUCGCGGAAGCAUAUGCUGCAAUGGGACGAUUUGAGGAAGCCAAGCAAUGGGGUCAAAAGGGUCUCGACCACGCUCAGAACCCAAAUACGCGUAAACUCAAUGAUGAUGGAGAAGAAUGUGAUGCAACAUGUGGGACUCUUCUUUACAACAUGGGCAUGCUAUUUGAGCAAACUGGCGACAAAGCCAAAGCUUCCCAGUUCUACAAACAUGCUGGUCUUCACGGAAGAAAAUUCAAGCUCGAUGAAUGUGUUCAGGAAUCCGAUAGAGCCUUGAGACGAAUUGAAUUUGAACAAAGACAUCCCGCUACUUUUGAUUAG